This is a messenger RNA of Carassius carassius (crucian carp), 2332 nucleotides long. Its product is annotated as glutamate-rich protein 3-like. Lineage: Eukaryota; Metazoa; Chordata; Actinopteri; Cypriniformes; Cyprinidae. The transcript is spliced from 12 exons. The record is from RefSeq and is a predicted model, not a curated record. Bases 132 to 2096 code for a protein of 654 amino acids.
CAAAGGUGCUGAGUGUUCAGAGCCGGGCAGACAGAUGCACUCAUAGUUUUAAUGUCCUCUGGAUUAAAGAAAGCUCUCCUAUUAUUGCUUGAUUGCUGGAUUCAUAUCAAAGAUCACUGCACAGCGACAAAAUGAGUCAUCUGAACCAAGGUCUUAUUUCAGCUUACAAUAGCUUAGCUGACAAACACCUGACUGGAUACUUCAACAAUGCAAGAAUACGAAGACAUCUUAAGAAAGUUGGGCUGAUCACUCGGAGCGGCCGGAUUGUUCCAGAUAAGGAGUACAAGCACAAGCUGAUCCAGCGAGCGCAUCAGAGACAUGUGAGGGAGUGUCUAGCUCAGGCCAUUUUUCACAAGGUCUUAGAAAUGGAGCGCCUUCAUCACACUGAGAUCAAGAGAAAACUUGAGGAAUUUGCACGGAGGGAACGAAUCCACAAAAUGAAGGCUGAGCGGACUAAGAGAUAUGAAAACGAACCAAUGCUAAUGCUGUCACCUCGGCCACCCACAAGGCCAAAGGUCUCACAUGCACGGCAUUCUGGGCCGGAGGGAGAGCAUUCUGAGUCAACAGAAUCUCCGAGUUCCUCCAGGCCAAACACGGCUCUAGGGAAGAUGCAGAGGCCUGUUCGACUCAAGCCCCUGAACAGCAAUAGUGCCACGGCCUCUCUGAAGAGAACCUCCCCUCGACACAGACUCCGGGACUGGGACUCCUCCAAUGACACCGAUCAGCCCGUCAGUUAUACACUGGACAGAGACGCCAAGAAACAUUUGACCACGACAGACUUCUCUAGCACUGUCUCGCCCUACCGUCUUCCUGUCAUCAACAACUACGUGACCCCCGUGCCGCCCCUCACAAAGAAGAAUGAAAGAGGGGCGAGAGCGAACAGCACACUCAGGGGUCGAAAGUUAAGACCCACUACCGCACCAACAGCUGCUACAGAGCCAUCUUCUCUCCAGAGGACAUCAGCCCAGAGUAAAAUGUUAGUAAGCAUGGUGUACUUUGGGAAGAGUGUUCACCUGUCCCAUGAUCUGAUGGACCUCAGAGAUGAAGUGAAGGUCUUUCAGCAGCACUGUGGCGGAGAGAACCUGUGUGUCUACAAAGGGAAGCUGAGAGAGGGAGAAGUGUUCCAGUUUGUGUCAAGACGUCACCAAGGAUUUCCCUUCAGUCUUACUUUCUUCCUGAAUGGCCUGCAAGUGGAUCGGCUCAGCUCCUGCUGUGAGUUUAAACACAGGAAAGGCUCUCGGCUGGGGGGCAGACACGGACACUUCGGAUUUUGCGGUGUGGAGGGAGCCUCUCCAUGCUACAAGUGUAUUAUUGCCAUGGGCUUGGACAAAAAACCCACCCCUCCUCAAAAAAGAGUGAAAGAGGAGCUGCCAACCUUUAAAUCCCCUAUUGCUAAGGAGACCACAGAUGUAGAUGAGGACAUAGAGAAACAGUCUAAUGCAGAGCUUGACACACCUCAGGAAAUGGACACAGAACCUAAUCGAGAAACAACAGGACAGAAAAAGACCAAAGAUGACUAUGAGGAAGACUUUGAGGCAGAUGAUGAAGGACCAGUUGAAAAUGGUGAUGAAGCAGAGGAAAAUCUAGCUUCUGCUGCCAAUGGGGAAGAAAAAGAAACUGAGACCAGGGAUGAAAAUUACAAAAAUGAAGAGAAAAGCAACUCUGACAGCGAUGACACCAGUAUGUCCAAGGUCAAAAGGUCAUCAUCUGUCUCAUCUGGUCGAACAUCCAGUUUGUCCAGCAUUGACAAUGACAACAGUGAAAGAGAAAUUGUGGAGGACACCAAAGAAAUCUCCACUGCUGAUGUUCCAGUGGAGAGCUUACAUGCAGAGGAAGUUCUCACCACAGCUGAGACCAAACCGGAGGAGACAGAGGCCACAGAGUCCAGCGAUGUUACAUUACCUCGAGCUGCAGUGGAAGAUUCUGGCACACAGGAUAGUCCAGGGGAUGGCAUGGAGAAGAGCGACCUGGAAAUGUCAGAAGACUCAGACAAGAAAGAGGGAACUGAAGAUGAGCAAUCUGGGGAGCAUGCCAAACCUGAAGAUAAGCCACAAGAAAAUCAACCUGAGAGAGGUGAGUGUCUGCAUGAAAACUAGUGCUGUGUGCCUGUCAUGAUCGAACCUUAUGUGUUUAUUCAUGUUGGCUUUUACAACAUCAGAACUGGAGGGUCUUUAUUUUUUUUGCUAUUUGAUUUUCUACUUUCAGCUUUGAUUGCUGCACGAUAAACAGAGUGUUUAGUUACUUCACACAGCAUUUAUAAUUUAAAGCUUUAGUGUCUUUUGUUGGAUGUUAAAAUACUUUCUCCUGUCCCAGCUUAAUAAGCAGAGACAUC